AAAUAAAACGUCAACAUGACACUUCACUUGACAACUCAGCCAGCCAGCUGGGUAGUUACUCUCGAUAGUUUUUCUGCAAAAUUCAGGAUAUUUCACAGAAAAAUGUCUACUGUCGAAGAAUUACAGAAGAAAGUGCAAGAGUUGGAGGCCAAACUAGCGGCCGUCCAUGGAAGCACGGGCCCAGUGCGGCAGAAAAUUGACGUUAUGUCGUCCGAAGUUGUGGAUUCUAAUCCCUACAGUCGUCUCAUGGCACUAAAGAGGAUGGGUAUAGUGGACAACUACGAGAAGAUCCGAGAGCUGUCAGUAGCAGUAGUGGGUGUUGGUGGUGUCGGCAGUGUCACUGCGGAGAUGCUCACCCGUUGUGGCAUUGGGAAGCUAAUCCUCUUCGACUAUGACAAGGUAGAGUUGGCCAAUAUGAACCGGCUCUUCUUUCAACCGCACCAAGCUGGCCUCAGCAAGGUGGCUGCGGCCGCCGCUACACUGCAGAACAUUAACCCUGAUGUCGCUAUUGAUGCAUACAACUAUAAUAUUACAACAGUGGAGAAUUUCCAGAAGUUCUGUGAUGCUAUUAGCACUGGCAGUUUGACCGGGGGCCCAGUGGAUCUGGUCCUCAGCUGCGUGGACAACUUCGAGGCUCGCAUGGCCAUCAAUACAGCCUGCAACGAGCUCAACCAGAAAUGGUUUGAAAGCGGAGUCAGUGAGAAUGCUGUAUCGGGGCAUAUACAGUUCAUUGUACCCGGAGUGACCGCCUGUUUUGCUUGUGCACCCCCUCUCGUGGUGGCUUCUAAAAUCGACGAGCGCACACUAAAACGCGAGGGCGUGUGUGCGGCCAGUUUACCUACUACUAUGGGCAUCGUUGCCGGAUUCCUUGUACAAAACACACUGAAGCAGCUGCUAGGAUUUGGAACGGUCAGCCACUACCUGGGUUACAGCGCACUUACGGACUUCUUCCCUAUGAUGAGCUUGAAGCCGAACACGCAAUGCGAUGACAACCACUGCCGCACGCGUCAGAUCGAGGCGCGAGCGCGGCCGCAAGUAGAGGUCGCCACUGAAGUCACCGAGGACGCCGGACCAGUCCAUGCUGACAACGAAUGGGGAAUCAGUUUGGUGGAUGAAAAUUGUCCCGAAGAUGAAGAUACCUCCAAUUUAAAAUUAGUUGACGGUGUUCAGGUAGCCUAUAGCAUACCUGUGGACAAUAGUACUCCUGAAUCGAGCACAGGUGGCGCUGUGGCCGCCUCCGAGCUCUCUCUCGAAGAACUCAUGCAGCAGAUGAAAUCCAUCUAAACUUGGUUUAGAUAGAUAUGGCGAAAAGGUAUAGGUAUAUAAUAGGUACCAUAAAUAUCAAGCUGACUUUAUAAAAAAAAACCCCUGCAGCUUCAAACAUGUAUGGCAGGUAAAAUGCGUAUUUUUUUUGUAAAUUGCACAACAGAAGUAUCGUCACAAACGUCAAACACCUUUUAAAAACGUGUUAGAAAGUUAUUGUUCCAUAUAUUCAUAAAACAUUGCUUUUAUGCGAUGGCUUUUAAGUAAAUUCCUUGGAGAUACGAAUUAAUGCUGAUUUUUGACAACAGUAUAAUUAUAUAUAGUUUGUCAAGCCAACUCCGUCAGUAGAAAAAAGCGGCAAUUUUAAAAUGUGGUGACGGGAAGGGUAAUCGUCCCAUAGAAAAUUUGAAUUUCGCGCCUUUAUCUACUGACAAAGUUGUUUAACCGGCUAUACUUAUAAUUAAUGUUUCAGUCUAGCCAAUAAUUUACAUUAGGUACUAUAACAGGCUAUAAUUAUUAUUAUUAUUAAUUCUUUAUUUCAGAUAAAUUUUAUCCAUACAAUUGUUAGUUUGGCUUAUGACUACGUUAUUUACUUACUACUACUACAUUAAAUAACUAUUUACUUAUUAUUAGGUCAACCCAAAAUUUCAGGAAGGUACAAUCCACCCUCUCUGCUAUGACCUUAAGUAUACUGUUGUGACUGCCCCGCACCCGACACAACAGAGACGCUAUUCGUUUACGUCGGAUGGCAUAGAAGUCAUCAGUUCGUUCCGCGGCGAACAUCCCUGAAGCGCUGCAGUAACGGGGCAGUCCCAACAGCAUCCUGAAGGCGUCGUUGUAUUGGAUUCGGAGGGCGUUGUACGCCUUUUGAGUAUAGUAUAAUAAAAAAUAUAGGCGCAGAAAAUAUACCAUCUAAAAUAGGGACAUUUAACUUAUAUUGCUGUCUCGCUCAUAAUGCCGGCAUUUAAUGUCACUGAGCGAGCGAGACAGUAAUAUGUAUAAUUAUGCGUGUGGGAUAGAGAAAGGAAAUGGCAGGUAAUUGUACGAAAAUCUUCGCUCUUCGCGUCAUAAUUUUUAAAGGACCAUGGGGAACUUUGUAUGGAGCCUGGACCCAACGCCAACAGAAAUGAGAGUAAGGUCAUUAGAUAGGUAUUUCUAUGUACUUAAUUUUUUUCUAUGGGCACCAAUCGGAAUUCCAUUGCAGAACUGAGAUAUUGGUAUUUUAGUCAAAAUGUCGUCACCCUUAUUACCUAGGCAAUAGAGUCCAAGUAAGUAAAUUAAUUGCUGCAGGGUAGAUGUUCGCGCACCGCCGAGUGAGCACACCGAAUGAUCUGCCGCGCUCGCCCGGCGGUGGACUCUAUUACCUAGGUAAUAAGGGUGACCACAUUUUGACUAAUAUACCAAAUUCUCAGUUCUGCAAUGGAAUUCCGCUUGGUGCCCAUAGAGCGAAAUGAAGUACAGAAAAAUCCCUAUCUAAUGACCUUACUCUCAACUCUGUUGGUUUUGGGGCAAUUUUGACGCAUAGUCCUUUGCGCCUUUAUUAUUUUAAGGUAAUUAUUGGCUACAUUAUAUUUAAAAUAAUAUGAUAUAUGUCGCAUUCCAUAAAGACAAAUGUUUGUGGUAUAUUAACGUGCUGUUGAAUGUAUUUUGUGAUUCCGCAUUUUAUAUUACUAAGAUUAUGAAAUGUAGGUAAGAUACAGCUUGGCAAAAAAGAGUAGAAAUUAAAA
Cydia splendana is the source of this 2990-nucleotide messenger RNA. It is a transcript of the gene Uba5, whose product is annotated as ubiquitin-like modifier-activating enzyme 5. Gene Ontology annotation, cellular component: cytosol; cytoplasm. The record is from RefSeq and is a predicted model, not a curated record. Lineage: Eukaryota; Metazoa; Arthropoda; Insecta; Lepidoptera; Tortricidae. The coding region runs from base 16 to 1284 and encodes 422 amino acids. The transcript is spliced from 9 exons. Gene Ontology annotation, biological process: protein ufmylation. Gene Ontology annotation, molecular function: UFM1 activating enzyme activity.